AUGUGUAUGACUGAAGACCCAAUAUCACCACCACCGAAGCUGUCACCGCCCUUCAACAAUGGACAGCAAAGCAAUACCUCAGGGGCCAUCCAGUACGGUGUUCCAACAACUGAAUGUGUAUUCACAUCUGCCUCAGUCAAUUUUGUAGCAACCCCGAAAUCGGCAAGUUUCACAAGGGUCUUAAGCAUCAAGCAAGAACAACAGGCUAACAAUAGCAUCAGCAAGAAAAUCAUCAACCUAAUUUCCCAAGAAGACAAUCCUCUCCUUGAGCAACAAACCCAUAGCGUCAGUCUCGGCCCCACGCAUCGCAGUGGCUGGAGUCUAUGGGGACGAGGCAGAGAGGUGGAGUCAGAGAGAGCCCCGAGCACUUGA
Molecule: messenger RNA, 372 nt
Organism: Fraxinus pennsylvanica
Lineage: Eukaryota; Viridiplantae; Streptophyta; Magnoliopsida; Lamiales; Oleaceae
Source: the annotation of a GenBank genome assembly